This is a messenger RNA of Ostrinia furnacalis (Asian corn borer), 652 nucleotides long. Its product is annotated as apoptosis-stimulating of p53 protein 1-like. The record is from RefSeq and is a predicted model, not a curated record. The transcript is spliced from 5 exons. The coding region runs from base 278 to 652 and encodes 124 amino acids. NCBI's taxonomy places the organism in Eukaryota, Metazoa, Arthropoda, Insecta, Lepidoptera, Crambidae.
AGGAGGGGGGCACGCGCGUCGCGCGCGCACGCCGAUCGACGUUUUCGCGCGCAAAGUGUACCGAAAAUUUCGUGAAAAUAUUUUUUUUCUCUGUGCUGUGAAGUGGCCAGUGCUGUGUUUCUAAUUUUGAAUCUGCGUGAGCCGUCAUGGCGACUAAUUAAUGGAUCUGUGUCAGGCAGUUUCUUGAGUGAUUGUUUGGAUUUUUGGAGGUACCCCCGCACUCUUCGAACGAAGGAACGAUACGAUAUAGACGAACGACCACACAUGUCAGCCCACAAUGAUUCCGAUGAUAGUGCGAGUGUGGUGCGAAAGCGGCGCGGGGUGGUCGCCGACGCACGUGCCGGUGACCCCGCAGACCAGCUGCCGCGACGUGGUCGAGUGCUGCCGCGAGCCGGGCGACGAGCCCUGCUUGCUGUUCAGUGUCCACCCGCAGCAUGGAGUUCACGUCUUACGAGAGGCGGAAUUGCCUAUGGAGGUGGCUCAAGCCAUGGGCCCUGACGUCCAGUUUGUGCUCAAGUACAUCGACACAGAGACGGGGAGCACGGAUAAGAGCAAUGGUAUGAAGGAACCGGGAUCACCAGAGGAAUUGGUAAGUGAUAAUUCUUUGUUAAGUGAGGACGAAGUUUUUUUCGGAAUCAAGAAUAUUGUGUAA